CACCGUAUUCUAUACCAUGACUUGCGCGUUGUCAAGUGCGAUUUCAGCUUCGAAAGCUCGGCUCCUGCCCGUUUCAGCAAGACACCACACUCAACACUUUUCACAAUCUUCGCGUCCGCGACACGAUGUACCAAUAUGCGAUCCCCUUGGCUGCCAUCACCUUCUCUUAUCUCUUCGGCGGAGGAACCAAGACCCAACAACACUCGGGUCGAGGUCAACAGAACCAGGGCAUUCUUGAGAAUCUGACGAGCAAUUGGAGGUCUGGUGGAUGGGGGGAGAUGAGAAGGAUGAUGGGAUUAGAGACUACGGCCGAGGAAGAAGAGCAGAGGAGGAGGCGGAAGGACGAUGAGGAGCGAAACAAGAUGGACAAAAAAAGGGAGAAGGAUGAGGACGAAGAUUAUGAGCGGAAGAGGGAAGAGGAUAAGAAGCGAGCGGAUCGAAGGAGAGUGAACAUGGAGAGAGACGAAGAGCAUAUGCGAAGAGAACACAACGAAGAUGAAUACUCAAGACGAAUCCUGGCCCGACCUGAACCGCAUCGAUCUCAUGGCGACGAAUCGAGUGCUGCCUCCGUCGUCUCAGCAGCAACCUUAAUCGCUCAGGCCAUCGAUCGACCACCUCACCCACAACAAAUCCGAUACGCCGAUUUAUGGCAAGAAAUCCUCAUGAAAAGUGGUCCCUAUCUUCAAGCAUCCGGCCAGUGGUUUGAUACUCCUAAUCCGGCCAUAGCCCCGAGCGUAUACCCAGACUCUGGUUACCGCUCUAUGGUGAACGACUCGCAACCCAUUGUAUCCGGUAGAGACAACGGGGUGAACUAUGAUCGAGCGGCUCAGAGAGCUCUGGAACCCGAAAACGGUUCUGUUGAUCGAUCUCGAUCUGGAGGUCCAGGAUCAGGACCCGAUGUUUUCGGGAAGGAUAAUAUAGGGUCCAGAGGAAUACCUGUGGAUUCUAGCCGCGGUUCUGACCUUCGCAACGGACAAGGAUCGGGCGAGAAUGCAGAUUACUAUAGUAGUGAGUACCAGGAGCGGACACGAGCAAAUGAAGCUCCUGAUAUGAUGGGGGCGAUGGGGAGUCGUCUAAACGAUGAUGCGAAGCGAAGGGGGAGAGGUCAAGAUACAAGAUCGCAGGACGAGGAAUACGGGAGAAGAUCUAGGUCCGGAGGCGGACCGGAUUUCGAUGACGCUUACGUCAGAACCGUUGACAGCAGAAGGAAUGGCGAUGGGAAUUAUUAUAGGGAGCGUUCUCGAGGAGAUUACCAGGAUGGAGGUCGUCGGAACCUGAGGAGGAGUCCUAGCCGUCGUCGUGCAGGACAAGACUACGAAGAAGACUACGAUCGGAGGAACCACGCAGACGAUUAUGACGAGGAGAGGCGGCGUGGACGGAGCCGGGCAGGAGGCAGUCGAUACGACGACGAUGAGUAUGGCGUAGACGGCCGUUAUGGAAGUACGAGCAGGCAUCGCACGAAAAGGGAAGAACGGGACGCUUACAAUCAACGGAGGCGCUUGGACCCCCAUGCGAGGGGUCAUGAGGAUCAUCUUUCGCAUCUAGAUGAUGACCGUAACGGUCGACAUGGAGCAGAUGGCCAACUCACAGGGGCUGCCGUCGGAGCAGGAGCAGCAGGUGGAACAACCAUCAUCAACAACGUCCUCGGCGGCUUUCCGAUGACUGCCGGUGUAGUAUCAUCUUCUGACCCUGCUCCAGCGGCUCACACAUCUAUUCCAGAACCGGCUUCAGAGCCUAUCCAGCCGGAGACUGUCAUUGAAGAGAAACCGACAGAGAAACUGGGACCUAUGCGGACCGAGAGGCAAAUACAGAAAGAGCAGGAAAAAAGUAGGGCAGAGCUCUGGGCUCGAGCGAACGAACAAAGGGACCUCACAGGCGGAAAAAAAGGCAAUGCAGACGCAGGUUCAGCUAGUCAGAAGGCAGAGGUAUCAAAUGGGUCCACUCAGCCGGAAGAGCUACCUACGGAGCCAGUUACUGAAGACCCCAAGCCCAGAGAGGAUGCGAUGAACGAUAGCGGUUCAAGAGGUCCUGAGAACUCGUCUCCCAAGCCUACCAACCCGUCACAUGACCGAAAUGUAUCGCGCGAGGGCGGAGACCAAUCUCCUGACAGGCAAGGUGCCGCCACGCCGACAGACGGCAGUGGUACAGGUACUCGGCAGGGAUCUUCUCCAGCCGAAAGCCAGCGUGGCCAUAGCUCGGUCGUGGAUCCCGCAGUAGACAUCUCGCCUACCCCGAUCAAGCCAAGUGGAGACCGCCAAAAAGACAUCCCGCCAGUCGAAUCUGGAAUGGACAGCUCGAGUAUCCCACCGAAAGAUUUUGACCCCGAAAUGAAAAAUGCUGGGUAUCAGGACGACAAAGCGAACGGCGAACGAUCGUCUUCUGUCAGCCCCAAGACCAGUCCUACAAACCAGCCAGACAGCAUCCCUUCGCCCGCUAGCUCAAAAGACUCGGCUAUUUCUCUCGGAUACGAUGACCGCAACAGACAAAUUCAAAGGCCAGAGUCAGCAUCACCGGACAAAGAAUCCCCCAUCGCGACUCAAGCAGUAAAUGUUCAAGAUGGCGCGAAACGGGAGCAUGGUCUCGUGAAAACGGGAAAACAAAGGUAUUCAUCAAAGGCAGAACUUGUUGCACCCGACGCCGCAAUCUCACCUGUAAGAAUGGCCGAAAAGGAACAAUCUGACCACGGAGUUUCGACCGGCGCCAGCUUGCUCAAAGAACCUGAAGAUCAUGUGGGAAUGGAUCACACCAUGACGACUUCGACAUCAACUACCUACCCACGGGGGCAAAAGCGGCGCUGGGCCGAAAAGCGCAUGCGAGAAACCACCAAGCAUGCCAUGCAAGCGCAGAGUUCCGUGCUCAAGCGCCACAAUGCUGAUCAAACUCGCCUUGAAGAGUUCGCCCAAGAUGGCGUUCUUGUCCUCGGUCGUGAUGGUCAUCUACCUGAUCGGCGCCGUCUACCUAGGGAACCAGGUCGCAAAUAUAUUGCAAGUGACAGCGCCGUCCUCUCAACUCUCCCGCCGUCAAUCGCCAAGACCGUCAUCUAG
Filobasidium floriforme is the source of this 3044-nucleotide messenger RNA. RefSeq lists its product as uncharacterized. The coding region runs from base 126 to 3044 and encodes 972 amino acids. NCBI's taxonomy places the organism in Eukaryota, Fungi, Basidiomycota, Tremellomycetes, Filobasidiales, Filobasidiaceae. The record is from RefSeq and is a predicted model, not a curated record. The transcript is spliced from 2 exons.